Saccostrea cuccullata (small rock oyster) is the source of this 2150-nucleotide messenger RNA. RefSeq names its product monocarboxylate transporter 12-like. Gene Ontology annotation, biological process: transmembrane transport. Lineage: Eukaryota; Metazoa; Mollusca; Bivalvia; Ostreida; Ostreidae. The transcript is spliced from 7 exons. Gene Ontology annotation, cellular component: membrane. Gene Ontology annotation, molecular function: monocarboxylic acid transmembrane transporter activity. The record is from RefSeq and is a predicted model, not a curated record. Bases 253 to 1839 code for a protein of 528 amino acids.
UAUCUCAGGUAAAUAAACACUGUGUUGAAGGAUCCGAAAGUCAGUGACCAACUGAUACCACGUGAUCUCUUCGAUAGAUCCCUGAAACUCACCGCAAUGCGCAGUUAACAUAACAGUUGAUAACACCAGCGUGUACUAGCUAGUGCUGGAAUAUGGAAGCGAAAUAUCUAUUACGCACGCAAGGUGAAACAUUGAUAAUACAGAUGCGUAUAUUAUUCGACAAGUGAAGACGUGUUCAGAAAACUUUACAAGAUGCGGAAUAUAGAUAGUGGCUGGGCCUGGAUGGUCAUGAUGGCAGCCUUCGGUAGUCAGUUUGUGACAGCAGUGUUAAGUUACGGUGUUGGUGUGCUGCACAAUGCAUUUCUGAGUGAAUUUAAGGAAAACUUGACACUAACAGCACUGGUCGGAUCAGUAUUUGCAAGUCUCCUUAGUCUUCUAGGUCCUUUAGUGAGUUUUGUCAUCAACAAGUGGAGUUGUAGAGUAGCGGGCAUAAUUUCAGGAAUUUGCCUUUUUACGGGACUGGUUUUUAGCGUCUUUGCUCCUAAUCUUAUCACUUUGAUAUUCACUUUUGGUAUUGUUGCAGGUAGUGGGCUUGGAUUCAGUGCAAUAACUUCUGUUAUUGUAGUUGGAUAUUCCUUUGAGAAAUACCGUGGAUUAGCUGUUGGUUUAAAUGUGGCCGGAGCGGGUAUUGGGAUGUUCGUUGGUGGCCCUUUAAUUCAGUUCCUGAUUGACCAAUAUGGACUGAGAGGAGCUCUGCUAAUGUUAGGAGCUUUCGGAAGUCACAACGUCGUCUUUGGUGCUUUGAUGAGGCCAACUGAAAUUGAAAUGUCACACAAGCACUUAGGAAAGGCUUUAUCAGAAAAGAAAAACAUUUCUAAUUUUCGUUGUGACAUUCUCAGGGAAAAAUCUUUUCUUUGCAUUCUUAUAUCAGCAUUUCUGUGGAAUGUACCGUACACGAUUUUGUACCUUUAUCUGCCACGAUUUUCAGUUGUUAACGGUGCCACGGAAAUGGAGGCUGCCUCGCUGAUUACAAUGUUAGGACUGGGGAGUACCCUUAAUAGACUCUUAGCUGGACUGAUUUUAGGUCCAGGUGGAAUAGAUCCUCUACUUCUCAACUUUGGUUUUCAGGGAAUAUUUGGUCUUGCAACUGUCACCUUCCCAUUUUAUUGUACUAAUUACAUGGGGCAAACUAUUUACGCUUUUAUUUCUGGUAUUUAUAGCGGAGGAUUAAUUGUCCUUAUAAACCCUCUCUGUUUAGAAAUAGUUGGCAUCUCUCAGCUGUCAACAGCUGUGGGGGUAUAUUUUACGUGGUCGGGAAUUGGUUGUAUUUCAGCAGGACCCUUUGCAGGGCUUUUGAUCGAGAAUGGUUUUACGUAUGAAGGUGUAUUUUUUCUGUCAGGUUCAAUGUGCCUUUUAGGGGCUUUUUCUACUCUGUGUGCAUCUCUGUGGUACAACACAAUAAAUCAAGAAGAAAAAGCUGUCUCCUUUGUGGACUUCAAAGAAAGCCGUUUUCUUUCCGGAUCAGCAUAUUUUUCUGGAUCUUUCACUGUUAUUGUUGAUGCUGAAAACAGGCAGAAAUUUAAGAAAAGCUCCGAAAGUGUUGCCAGAACAUCAAAUGGUAUCCCGAGCAUGGAAAGUCUUUUCAUGGGCACACAUUCACUGCUUGGAGGUAGAAAUUCCCAUACAGAGGAGAGAUCUUCUAUACUAAUACAUGGAAAUUUUACACCAAGCUCAAAUCGAAAAUGGUUGACAAUUCCUGGUCAAGGUAUAAACCACUCGCAGGAAGGCUUACAAAUUCAGGAAAUUAGACUGCUACAUAAUGAUGACACAGACAGCUGAUGUGAUUUAAUACAGAACUCAUUUCAAUAUCUGGAAAAUAAAAAUAUAUGCAAUUCAAACGAAAACACCACUUCCGUACCUUGACAGGAGUGUCUAUGCUUUGAUUUCUUCUGAUUUUCUUGUAAUAAAAUGUUUGACUACAUAAAGGAACAUUUUAAAAACUUAUUAUGAUCGAAAUUGACCAUUAUAUUCUUGUUGAACAUGGGUAUUUGGAGUGACAAGAGAUCUUAAGAAUGAUAUAUUGAUGAGAAAGGCAUUGUUUGUGAAAUUUUAAUCAAAAUUUAAUAUAAGUUAUAAAAUGAGAAUAAAUG